AUGACUGGUGGUGUUCACGUCAGAACAGCUGCUGCUGUCCGCACCGCCGUGCUGUGGGUGUCGCUCUGUAUGCUUCUGCAGCACCUGGGCCACCACCCGCAGUUUACGGCAGAAGCGGAGGGAAGUGUUCAGGUUAAAAUUGUGAGGUAUUUCACACUUCCCAACAGUGCAUACACAAGUACUGCUGGUGGGCGUGUCAAUUACGGCAAUUCCGUGACAGUCUGCAAUAUGAAUGGUGGUUCUCUCGUGGCCGGUCAGUCAACUGCUGCACAAAAUGCUAUUACUGACCAGCUGAGGCCCAAGAUAACCUCAACUGUGACCCUCCCAACUACGUACAUGGGUGGGGAUGCAAUCUACAGUACCAGAUUUGAGAGUGACCCAAGCCAAAAGUGCACACCAGGGGUUCAAGGUGCUUCAAUUAAUUGUAUCUACCGAUGGAACCAGGGUCUUUUUACACAAGGAACAGUUGACGGACACGGUGUUCCAUUUUACCGUGGCUCGUAUUAUAGUGUUCCAGGUGCAGGACCACUGAAUGGGUACACACCGUUCUGGCCUAUCAGCUACCCUCUACGUGGUAAUCCUUAUGUGAUCUCUCAAUAUCAGAAUUCUCUAGGGAAACGAGCUACAUGGUAUGAUGGCCCAGAAGAUCCAACUGGGAAUACCGACGUGCCCUCAUGGGGUUUUGUUGUUGUAUGUGAGGUUCAAGAUACCAUUACUGGGUCUGCUCCUAUUCCCACUACUACUCCUACUACUAAACCGCCCAUUCCUACAACAACUACAACAACUAUUCCUACUACUGAUCCUACUACCGCACCCCCACAGGCAGCAUCAGACCCAUCGUGGAUCAAAAAGCAUUGGUAUGUCCCUCUGAUCAUUGCUGUGGUUGUGCUGGCAGCUAUCAUUGGACUGAUUAUACUCUGUUGUUGUCUUGGUGGCCGUGACGACGAGAAGUACUUGCCACCAAUGGUCAGUAGAGAGGCCAGUGAUAUGCCGCUCCGUGCACGUGAAAUCACUGAUGGUGAUGUUGAUGACAUGUAUUUUGAAGACCAAGAUGUGUCCAUGGUUCCACCAGAACCCAUGCCAAUGGAAGAUAUUGAAUAUGCGAACGUAUCGGUGUACUCUGCGGCAGAGAAUGAUAUUUACGGUGAUGGAGAUGUAUUCGCGGUGGGCAACCGAUGA
Molecule: messenger RNA, 1179 nt
Organism: Trypanosoma theileri
Lineage: Eukaryota; Euglenozoa; Kinetoplastea; Trypanosomatida; Trypanosomatidae
Exons: 1
Coding region: 1-1179 (392 amino acids)
Source: RefSeq, a predicted model, not a curated record